Molecule: messenger RNA, 1884 nt
Organism: Penicillium roqueforti
Lineage: Eukaryota; Fungi; Ascomycota; Eurotiomycetes; Eurotiales; Aspergillaceae
Exons: 5
Coding region: 1-1884 (627 amino acids)
Source: RefSeq, a predicted model, not a curated record
AUGAACAACGAUACUCAAACCAUUUUUUCCGAAUUUUCGGAUCCCCACCGACGAUCGUUGAUUGAUCGUAUCUGUGUCGCUGUCGGCAACCACAGGAUCCCACGCGUGAAGGCGCUGGGUCUAUGGUUCGCUGACAUCAAGGCCCUGGAGGUCCUUGUAGGCCACGAGCGGAACCCACACAUGCUUCGAUACAUGCUGGUUGAUUUCUCCCAAUACAAUCUUCCGAGAAUUUGGGCUAGUGAUGUACAAGCAUCUCGCUCUGGCCAACCCAGGGUACUGGAAACCAGACCCGAUAUGGGCGCACGCGGCGAGAGGAGUGCCGCUGCUGACAUAUCGAGCCGACGCCCUGAACGUGGUGAUCGUGGUAGAUCUGGCUCUCCAGCACAAGCCAGUACCGCCGCUCGUUUACGGUCAGAGCCCAGAAUCCCGGUGCCCCAGGCCAGUGGUCGGCGAAAGAGGAUACUUGGUGACCCAACCGAGGAAAGCAUUAGGGUGACAGUGACAGAUCGUGAGGAAGCUAGAUGCGUUCUGACCCGCCGUGGAGGACCAUCGCUUGAGGUAGCCCAUAUUAUACCGAAUAGGAUCAAUAGGACCACGCGGGACGAGCACGAUGGAAACAGCGUCUGGAACUUUCUUCGCACCUUCUGGUCCGAAGAAAAGGUCGAUGCAUGGGAGCAAGCCCUGAUGCCAGGUGGUGUGCUAGUGAGCACUGAGCGGGUAUGCAACCUGAUCACGCUGGAUCUCACAGCUCAGGAUCAAUGGGACCGCGGACUCAUUGCAUUCCGGCCAAUUUCGGUCAACGAAGAAGAAACUGAAAUGCGAAUCGCAUUUCAUUGGCUUCCUUUCCGAAGCGCCACCAUCGCUAGGAAUGACCGAAUGCCACCUGCCGCAGUCCGAGACAUGGGUCCAGGAACUCCACCGUCCAGGAGCCCCGGGAGAUUUAAUUACUUUUUCGAUAUGGAAACUUUGGAAGUAAUUAGCUCAGGGCAUGUCUUCACGGUGAGAACUAACGACAAGGAGAAACAACCAUUGCCUUCGAUGGAACUUUUGGAGCUGAGAUGGCACCUCUCCCGCAUUGCUGCGAUGCAGGGAGGAGCAGAUGAGGAUGAUGACAGUGGUGACGAUUCUGACGGCGAUGUUCCCGAGGAUUGCCUCAUGUGGGAGAGAGCUGGUCAAAUUGCCUUCUAUCUUGAAGUCUUUGAGUCACGGGCUGAGAGGGAGGACGGGAGGGAGGAGGGGGGGAGGAAGAGGAAGAGGGGAAGAUCGAUCUCCUCGAUACAGGACCUUUCGCAUUGGAAUAAUAUCAAGGCUGAAAAUUCUUUCAACGAUACUCCAACAGGAAUGUUAUGCGGUGUUAAAGCUGGACAUUCAAAGCCUCGGGAUGUUCCGAGAUGGACCGCCCAUUCUAUCCGCCAAUGGCUUGACGAUUUUAAGGAUCCGAAGACCACUCGCCCUCACAUCAAACUUGUGACUCUCACUGGUACAAAGGCUAAAGAAAAUGAACUACAACAUAGCGAGUUAGCGUCUAUUGCAAACACCCUCUACUGCCGUCUCGAACAGCCAGAAUUCGGAGAUACCUCAUUCUUCCCAGUUCUCGUCAUCUCGCUCUUUGGGCCAAGGCACGGCCGUCUCCUACAAGCAAAGUUCGACAAUUCCGGUACCUUACUUGUCCGAUCCUCGCCGAUCUACAAUUUUGUAGAUAGCAAUGGAAAGAUGGAGCUUUUCGUUCGCUACAACAAUUGCAACCCCCGAGAUGGUCCAGAAAUAGAGCCUGUUCUGGCUGAAGAGCAGUCGCCAUCUCCUCGCGUUCAGCAUCAAGCUCUCCCUCCGGCUUGGACAAAGAAAACCUUGACCCUGAAAAAUGAUUUCUGGCUAUUAGAUUAG